This is a messenger RNA of Melopsittacus undulatus (budgerigar), 891 nucleotides long. It is a transcript of the gene EXOSC3, whose product is annotated as exosome component 3. NCBI's taxonomy places the organism in Eukaryota, Metazoa, Chordata, Aves, Psittaciformes, Psittaculidae. Bases 32 to 796 code for a protein of 254 amino acids. Gene Ontology annotation, molecular function: RNA binding. The transcript has 4 exons. The record is from RefSeq and is a predicted model, not a curated record. Gene Ontology annotation, cellular component: nuclear exosome (RNase complex); cytoplasmic exosome (RNase complex). Gene Ontology annotation, biological process: exonucleolytic trimming to generate mature 3'-end of 5.8S rRNA from tricistronic rRNA transcript (SSU-rRNA, 5.8S rRNA, LSU-rRNA); nuclear polyadenylation-dependent rRNA catabolic process; U4 snRNA 3'-end processing.
GGAGCGAGCGUGCGUGCGUGCGUUCGCCGCGAUGGCGGCUCGUGGUGGUGUGGCGGUGGAGGAGCGUGUGGGGCAGGUGGUGCUGCCCGGGGACGUGUUGGUUGUCCCUGCUCACCCUGACGAGGACGGGGAGCGGCUGCGGCUGGGCGCUCCCCCGGCCCCGCACACCAGGCUGCUCUGCGGGCCGGGCCUGCGGCGGUGCGACGCGGGGCUGCUGGUGACCAAAUGCGGCCUGCUGCGGCACCGCCAGGCCGCCGGUGGGGCCUACUGGGUGGACUCGCAGCAGAAGCGGUAUGUUCCGAUCAAAGGCGACCACGCAAUAGGAAUAGUGACGGCCAAAGCGGGGGACGUGUUUAAGUUGGACGUCGGUGGGAGCGAGCAGGCGUCUCUGUCCUACUUGGCCUUUGAAGGCGCCACGAAGAGGAAUAGGCCGAACGUGCAGGUGGGAGAUCUUAUUUAUGGUCAGUUCGUUGUAGCAAAUAAAGACAUGGAACCAGAGAUGGUCUGUGUAGACAGCAGUGGAAGAUCAAGUGGAAUGGGAAUAAUUGGACAAGAUGGCUUUCUCUUUAAAGUUUCCUUAGGUCUAAUAAGGAAACUCUUGGCUCCCAAAUCUGAAAUAAUUCAGGAAUUGUCACAAUUGUACCCAUUUGAGAUGGUGCUGGGAAUGAAUGGAAGAAUAUGGGUAAAAGCAAGAACAGUUCAACAGACUUUAAUUAUAGUAAAUAUUUUGGAAGCCUGUGAGUAUAUGACUGCAGAACAGAGAAAACAAGCAUUUGCCAAAUUGUCAGGGAAUUAAUAAAAUAAAGCCUUGCGGAUUUGUUUGAGAUGAUUAGGUAUAUUGGGGUUUUUUGUAUUCAGAUUUAUAUUAAAAGCCUUUUUUUAAAAAAAAAA